CUUCCAUCCCCUCGUCUCACUGCAGGCUUGCAGCGGGGGAAGGAGAGAGACGCCCCGCCCCAUGCCCCCAUCCACCAUGCCGUCUAUAUAUGGUCGUCUUCCUCGACGCACCGCGCCUCCCCUUCCCAUCGUGUUCCUUCCCGGAGCUUCUUCCGUUCUUCGCUCCGCACUCACCCUACCUCCUUCUCUCCAACUCCUGCUUAUCCAGGCGCGAGCGUCGCCAAGGUGUUCGACCAAACGCUCGGUUCCUCGUCGGCUCACGUGGGCGAGGUGUUUGCACAAGAGAGAUGGCAGGAGAGGAGAAGAAGGCCGCGGAAGACUAUGAUGGGAAGUCGCAGCAGCCUGUAGGGCGCACGGCGGCGACGGCGACUGCGAGAGACUCCUCCGUCAACGCCUCCCUACCCGGCGGUACCCAUACGCCGAUGGCGUCGUUCCAGCGCCUGGCCGCGGCUGGCUGUAGUAGCAUGAACUACAACGUGCAGCAGUCGGUGACGAACGCCAUCCACGGCCACGGCCACGGCCAGACGGGUCAUCAGCACGGCGACACGCUCAGAUCGGCGGCCCCGAGAACCUUGAACCUGCUCGACCGUGUGUGCCAGUCAACCUCAGUCGACGUCGACUCGCCCUUCGGCUAUAGGCAACCUCCUUCGGCGGGGCUGCCACUGCUCCCUAGCUACCAGUCAACGGGCGCGCCGAGAACCUUGAACCUGCUCGACCGUCUCGGCCAGUCAACCUCAGUCGACGUCCUUGCGCCCCUCAUGUGCCUGGCUUGCAAAACCAUGCCGAUGAGAACGCUGUCCGAUCCGAGUACCAUGCACCACUGCAUCUGCGAGUAUUGCUUCAGGGCCGGCAUUGCGUGCCCGAACUGCUGCCGUGACAUAAACCUCGACCAGUCAUCUUUGUCGGCCCAGGAGAAGUCCUCCCUUCCGCGAUUCGAGCCCUCUAUUCAGCGUCUCGGCCUGUCGUCUCGGCGCCCGCACUUCCGCAGAUGCUCCCCGAAGCUGACCAGGCUUCUUCUCAGGUGCCACCGGUCCCUGACGUUCAGCCCGCAGAAGUGGCGGUGCCGGAAACCUUGAAACUUGGGCUGGGGUUCAGGUGCUGGGCAUGCAAGAUCUGGUUGGCGCCUUGGGUGAGCUACUACCCCAAUGUGCCAGAGCAUAUCUGUGUCUGCUUCACUUGCUUCAACAACGGCAGCACCGCAUGCCUGCUCUGCCCGCCUCGCCGCUAGCUCAUCCGUCCAUGCCGUCGUCAUUCCAUCAUCUACCGCCCACGCUGCGAAGAAGUGUUUGCGCAUGCAUCACUGGCCGUCCAUUCCAAUUCUGGUUGGGGUUUUAGCAUGACUUUGGUACUAAUUCAUUCGUUUUGCUGCAUACUGUCACUUUGGUUAUCCGCCUUUGCUUUGGCAAAUGCUGCUCUGUGAUAGACCAUACUUACUGUGAAUUUGGUUAUCCGUCGAUUCUUGUUAGUUGUUUUUCUGCUUAUGAUUGAUUUGGUAUAGAAAAUAGAUCAGACCAUACUUACUGUGAAUUCAUUAAUCUUUUGGUGGUUUCUGAUGCUUCAGUUAUCUGUCAUGUAUUGCUAGCAGUAGAGAAAAUACUUGCUCUCUGUGGAUGCCACUGUACUUGGACAUCAGAGUUUGAUUCAAUCAUAUUUGGUUGGUUUCUGAUGUUUUAA
Molecule: messenger RNA, 1674 nt
Organism: Brachypodium distachyon (stiff brome)
Lineage: Eukaryota; Viridiplantae; Streptophyta; Magnoliopsida; Poales; Poaceae
Exons: 3
Coding region: 90-1076 (328 amino acids)
Source: RefSeq, a predicted model, not a curated record